Purpureocillium takamizusanense is the source of this 1274-nucleotide messenger RNA. RefSeq lists its product as uncharacterized. The coding region runs from base 281 to 1234 and encodes 317 amino acids. Lineage: Eukaryota; Fungi; Ascomycota; Sordariomycetes; Hypocreales; Ophiocordycipitaceae. The record is from RefSeq and is a predicted model, not a curated record. The transcript has 2 exons.
GGGAGCUUGACGUCGAAGGGGCAUAUAAAUGUUGGGGCUGAGCCGCCUUGAUGUCUGGUGGGUUGGAAGAAGGAGCUUCAUUCAGAAGUACAUCUACGAAGCACAUCGGUGACAUCACCAUUACCACCAUCACGAGCCUCACUCACCGGUUUCACGUCACAACCACCUCCACCAGCACCACCUCGCUUCCAAUCAUCAUCACGCCGCCACAGCAGCAGCAGCAGCAGCAGCAGCAGCACCAACAACACCAAACCCCACGACAGAACAGAGGACCCCCACCAUGUCCAAGAUCCUCACCGUCUUCGGCGCCACCGGCAACCAGGGCGGCUCCGUCAUCCGCGCCAUCCUCGCCGACCCCUCCCUCUCGCGCGAGUUCUGCAUCCGCGGCGUCACGCGCGACGCCUCCAAGCCCGCCGCCCGGGCCCUCGCCGCGCUGCCGGGCGUCGAGCUCGUCGAGGCCGACCUCUCGUCCCCCGCGCCCGCCGUCGCCGGCGCGCACACCGUCUUCCUCGUCACCAACUUCUGGGAGAGCAUGAGCGCCGACGUCGAGGUCGCGCAGGGGCGGGCCGUCGCCGACGCGAGCCGCGACGCGGGCGUCAAGCACCUCGUCUUCUCGUCGCUCAUCAACACGACGCGCGCGAGCGGCGGGCGGCUGUCGCACAUUAGCCACUUUGACGGCAAGGCGCGCAUCGAGGAGUACAUGCGCGAGCAGAGCAGUGGAAGUGGGGGGGUGCCUGUUACGGCUGUGUUGCCGGGGUUCUUUAUGAGCAACUUGCUCACGCAGAUUCGCAAGGGCGAGGACGGCGCGUAUACUUGGACGCUGCCAGAGGGGCUGUCGGCUGACAAUGGCAAGUUGCCGCUGCUUGACGUGGCUGACGAUAUGGGCAAGUUCGUCAAGGCCGCCAUCAAAAACUUCCCCGCCUCCGCCGGCAAACACAUCUACGCCGCCACCGACUACUACUCUCCGCAGCGCAUCCUCUCGGAGCUGGCCUCGACCUGCGGCGGCCCCUCGGCGGCCUCGGCGGCGCGCAUCCAGCACGUGCCCCAGGACGUCUUCAAGUCGUUCCUCAACCCGGGCGUCGCCCAGGAGAUGCUUGAGAACAUGCUCCUGCUCGAGGACCCGGGCUACUACGCCGGCGCCGACCUGUCCGAGAGCCUGGCGCUGCUGGGCGAGGAGGACAAGCCGACGACGUGGGCGGACUUUGUGGCCCGGAACAGGGAUAGGUGGGCGUAGGGGCGCACACGAGGAAGCGAACAAGUAAAAAGAAGGACAG